AUAAUAAAACAGACGAAGAAACGCUAAAGAAAGAACAAGGCGAAUCUACUACGUUAUCAGUUCAAAAAAUGGAAAUAGAAAUGUCAUUGAAAAAUCCGGGACAACCAGAGGAACAUACAGCAGAAGGGGUACGAUUACAAUUGGUAUUUCAUGAUUCUAGAGGAGAUGGUUAUACAGACGAUUUCAUAGUGGAUUUCCAUAGAGACAUUGCUAUUGACCUCACUACUAACAAUCACAAAAGGAAAGAAAUCCCAGCAUAUGAAGAUGAGGAGCUGACACCAGCUGAGGAUGACAAUAAUAAUAUUCCAAAAAAUGUCAAAAUUGAUCAACAUUUUGUACAUGAUACAGAUUUUGAACAGGAUGUGGAUAACAUGUAUUGUCAGGAGCUGUCUUUAGUUGAGACUUCGUUAAAUUUGGCUAUCGGAAAGCUUGCUAAAAGUAAAAGUGGCAUUGCGAGAUAUCGGAUUUUAUUUUUACCAGAAGAUAAUAUUUGUAGUCCAAUUAAAUUGAUAGUACUUUUAGAGAAAUAUAGCAAGUGUAUAAAAGAUGCCACCAUCAAAUGUUAUGUUGACUUAAAUAAAGUCGAAAGCAUCAUUUCUAAAAGCCCGUUUGAAGAUCAGCAUUUGUAUCUGUUCGAAAGAGACUAUCAUCUUCGAUGGGUACAAUCAACACCAUUCAGCCCUCUAUGUGAUCCGGAUGCAUCUGAAUAUGUGUAUAGAAGCCGGAUUAUAAAUUAUAUUUGGGAGGGACUUUUCUUUGAUGUAAAUGCCAUAGCCAUAAUGAAAACAGGUGAAGUUGAAAAUGCGGACCGAAAAAAACAACUGGACCUAUCAAGAAAUUUGGAUCAACGUAAAUCAACUCUUGGAACUUGGUAUCAUGAUGCUGUUCUAGUCAUGAAAGUUGGAAGCAAGUUAGUUCAAGUAGCAUUUGGGGAUGUAAUUGGAAAUGCUUUUAAACGUGAUGACAAAAAAUAUAAUGAUGAUAAAGAAAAAAUGCUUAAAGCUAUGCAAUUGGCUCUUUUUAACCUUCGAAAAUCAUUGCCUGAAAAGGCUCCAGGUCUCGAAGAUUUGGAAACUUUUGGAUUACUUGUAUAUAGAAAAGAAUUUUUUAUGUAUUCGAUGCAUUGGGUGGAUGGGAUAUAUCUCGUUGAUCAAUUUAAUGGAUUUACGAUCCCUGAUACACCACUGGAUCUAGAGAAUCUAUCCAAUAUCAUUCAAACAAUGAUCAAAUUUAAGGCUCAUAUGGGAUUUUUGUAUAAAUCGAAGAAAAAAUUUACACGUGAUGGGUCUCAACCUAUAAAUGAUUCUAUUGUCUACGCAUCUCCAUUAAAUAAAAUAAUAGUUCAUCAGAACGAUAAAGAUACUAUUGCUGAAAACACUGAACUUAAAGCUAGAGUUUCGAAGUUGGAACAGAAACAAUUGCAAAACGAUGAAAAGAGCAACCAUAUUGCUAAAUUGGAUGGGGAUACUAGAAAAAUCAACCAACCUUUGGAUAAUACUGCCUCUUGUGAAGCGAAUUCCGAUGAUACUCCUGAACAGAUAAACUUACAAUUGUGA
Entrophospora candida is the source of this 1556-nucleotide messenger RNA. NCBI's taxonomy places the organism in Eukaryota, Fungi, Glomeromycota, Glomeromycetes, Entrophosporales, Entrophosporaceae. The record is from the annotation of a GenBank genome assembly.